GGGCGUCCGCGAGCCCCAGCGGCCAAAGGUCGCAAAAGCUCCUGCGGAACCAGCAGCAGAUAGAAUGGAUGUCAGCAACGAAGAUACACUCGUCGAGGCUAUGCAAAGGACAAGUACGGCAUCUCCUGCCCCUCGACUUGAACACAUUGACUCCAAAGCCAUGAAUCGUGGUCCUAGGUUCACGAGCAAGCCCGUCACGCCCGAAUAUCUUGCUCAGCUUGCUGCUGGCAUCGAGCUGAUUUUCACCGACUAUGCGCAUCAGGAGGAGAUGCGAGCAAAGUGGCUCCAGAAACACUUUAGAACAACGGACGAAGGAGACAAGUUCGUUCAUCUCACUGCAAUCCUCGAGCAUCCGAACAUCUCAUCGAUGAAGCCCGAAGCCUCUCAAGUCCUCCUCCAGCAAGCACUCCACAACCACCCCUCUACCAUCAUUGAGAUUUCGCAGAACGGCUACUAUGUCCGCCGCAUACCGUCCUCGUAUCCUCCGACUUUUCUCCCCGAGAAUUCGUUCGAGGUAGUUGAUGAUGAUGGCCUGAGGUUUUGGGAUCAGCGUACUAUCUACAUCGAACCUCAUCUGCGCAACCUCUGCCAGACUCCUGCCAAAGUAGCUCAUUGGCUACAAGCACAUGGCCAAUUGCGUCCCAAGUGGCUCCCACUCCAAGCAGUGCAUAUGCUGUGGAACAGUUGCGCGUUUGUCGUUCUUAGUGGAAGUGUCAUACAUGACGAUAUCUGGUCAAAAUGGAGAGCAGCCGAAAAGCCAGAGAACUGGAAGAUCAUGACCAAGGUCGAACAUUCAAAGCGCACCGCCGAAUACGUCGCAUUGCUCGAGAAGCAGAAUAUCAAAGGCAUGCGCAAGUCCCAACUCGACGAUAGCAAACUUCCAGCGAUUGCACGCCCAGCGGUGUUUCCUAUCGACGUUGAAAUCGUCCCCACUGAGUAUUUAGCAGCGCCAAAAGACAAGAGGAAACGCAGAAAGCGAAAGGGCGCUAAGUCCAGUCUUCCUACUAACAAUACUGAGACUAAUCUGCCAGUUCAAGAAGCAGAAGACGAUGAGCCAAGUAGAAAGCGCCGAGCUUGAGUAUUCGUUCCUUUGUGCAACGAGUUACCUGACGAAAGGUGAAUUUCCGCCAUACUACCACAGUCGAGCAAUGCAAGGCUUACUAGAUAUGCUUCGUACAGCACUUGCUCAGCGCGUCUUGGAAUAGUGAAAUUCAAAUUGGCGUACUGCUAGCUGCGUUUUUGUUGAUCUCCCCAGCUUAUUACCCCGCUUACUGGCCAGUACUGACUUCUAAGCCACCGAAGAGGAUUAUCGGUCUGGAUCUUUGGCCAAUUCAUGCGAGCCGAGGCAUCCUGAACUUACGAGGGGGGAUUGCCGCGGCGUUGGCCUCAUCAUCCUAUUAUAGGCUUUCGGUCAUAGUAAUCGAUAAUUGAAUGGAAUUGUCAACCG
Molecule: messenger RNA, 1447 nt
Organism: Cucurbitaria berberidis CBS 394.84
Lineage: Eukaryota; Fungi; Ascomycota; Dothideomycetes; Pleosporales; Cucurbitariaceae
Exons: 2
Coding region: 65-1078 (337 amino acids)
Source: RefSeq, a predicted model, not a curated record